Molecule: messenger RNA, 524 nt
Organism: Tinamus guttatus (white-throated tinamou)
Lineage: Eukaryota; Metazoa; Chordata; Aves; Tinamiformes; Tinamidae
Gene: MARVELD1
Product: MARVEL domain containing 1
Biological process (GO): myelination
Cellular component (GO): membrane
Molecular function (GO): structural constituent of myelin sheath
Source: RefSeq, a predicted model, not a curated record
CCUCGGGGCCGGCUGCGCAUCCACUGCGCCUUCCUCCGCAGCCCGCUGGGCCUGCUGCGCCUGGGGCAGCUGCUCCUCGGCGCUGCCUUCUGGGUCACCGUGGCGGCUCACAAGUACGAGGGGGCGGCCCACUUCGCACUCUUCGCCGCCGUCCUCGUCUGGCUCCUCACCCUGGCUCUCUUCGGGCUCAGCCUCCUGGGGCGCUGGGCGCUGGUGCCCUGGCUCGGCUCUCGCUGGCUCCUCACCAACCUAGUGCACGACCUGGUGCUGGGCGUCGGGCUCUACGCAGCCGCCACCGGCAUCAUGGGCUACAAGGCUGGGCGCAAGAGCUACUGCAACCUGCCCGGCUACAGCCAGCGCUGCCUCUACGGCGCCUACCUGAGCGCCUCGGUGUGUGGGGGCAUCACCGCCUCCCUGUACCUCUUCUCCGGGCUCUACUGCCUCUCACGACGCUGCCGGGAUGAGCGCGACAUCAUCUGAGACCCUGCAGUGCUCAGCUGCCCUUCUCCUCACGCGUGGACAAA